Molecule: messenger RNA, 950 nt
Organism: Rhodofomes roseus
Lineage: Eukaryota; Fungi; Basidiomycota; Agaricomycetes; Polyporales; Fomitopsidaceae
Exons: 2
Coding region: 364-669 (101 amino acids)
Source: RefSeq, a predicted model, not a curated record
CGACUCUCCAGGGUCCCCUGUCGGUAGUCACGUGGGCUAUUCACCUAGGCCCGUGCGCUGAGGCACUGCUCCUGCGUACCGUUUACAUACCUCCGGUUUAAACUCUCGUUGAUCUCAUUCGUGGCCAGCCUCAUUCGCUCUACCAAGUCCGGUAGCGAUUGAACGGAAAACGAUCUGGAUGUGCCAUCCAACCGUGACAUCGUCGUACAAUCCGAGGACACGCCCGCCUUGUUCGGAGUCGACCCACUACCAUUGUCGGCGGUUGAUCAGGAGGUGUUGACGACGCAGGACGCGGUUGAAGGGACAGGCGCAACGCCCCACAUCGUCUAGUCGCUGAGGCGAUGGCCGCAAUCGACUACGACAAUGAAAUCGAGAGUCAGCGGGCCUGCCUACCCUGAACAGGCAGAUUAUGCCAGGCCCAUCGUCCUCACUGGGACCACAUCUAUCUUCUACAAGAUCCCCGUCGCCGCUGAUCUUGUGCGCCACGUGCGCCGCGGCACGUACCCGUCAAUAAUGACCGUUCUUUCCGCACAUGUCCCGGUGGUCCCAAAACCCCUUCGCCGUUACAGUGUAGGCAUGAAGCCCCUUGAUACUAGACAGGCGAUUAUUCGCUGCUACGAGGCGUUCAGAAGUGUCGUGGGUACUAUAUCAAGCACGCACUCCUCAUGAUUGCGGACAACUCGCCAUCGGAGUUGAUACUCGGAGGGAACAGUCGGCAGCUGCCGCGGAAUCCGAGCGAGAAGGUACACUCAGGGAAUAGCUCCUGCAGCGACCAAACGCCGGUUUCGAUUCCCAUAGAGCGAUCGAGCGAGGUGCGUGUUAUGCUUGUACGUGGUGGGACACUACAUGGGCAUGUGGGACGGGCAAACUCGAGAUGUUCGGCGGUUGUGUACUGUGUCGCAGCCUGAACAAUAUUGCACCUCAAUGGUACCCCGCGCACUGAUGAUCCA